Trichoplax adhaerens is the source of this 1035-nucleotide messenger RNA. RefSeq lists its product as uncharacterized. Gene Ontology annotation, biological process: G protein-coupled receptor signaling pathway. Gene Ontology annotation, molecular function: G protein-coupled receptor activity. Bases 1 to 1035 code for a protein of 344 amino acids. The record is from RefSeq and is a predicted model, not a curated record. Lineage: Eukaryota; Metazoa; Placozoa; Uniplacotomia; Trichoplacea; Trichoplacidae. The transcript has a single exon. Gene Ontology annotation, cellular component: membrane.
AUGACUCAUCAACCUAAUAAUACCACAAGUAUCCCUUGGAUGCAAUUUUAUGUUAGCCAUAGCAGUCUUGUUCUUCUUUCGGUGCUUUACAUCAUCACUUUUAUUGUCGCUGUGAUUGGUAACAUUAUAUUAAUGGGCUUGGCCUAUCAAAAUAUGACUGGUGGCCUAAAGACAGUCACCAAUAUUUUUAUAUGCAAUUUAGCAUUUUGUGAUGUUCUCAUUGCAUGUCUUGUUAUUCCGUAUCGUUUAUCCACUUAUUUAUUCCAUCGUUGGCCACUAGGCGCAUUUCUUUGCUUUAUACUUCCUGUAUGUGAGAAAGUCUUAUUUACUGUAUCAAUCUUCCAAUUAUUAGUCAUCUCGGUUAUACGCUAUCGUGCCAUUAUUAAACCGUUAAGCCCUAUAUUAAAAAUUAAUCAUAGUCUAGCCAUCGUUCUAUUGGUAUGGUGCUUAUCCUUGCUAGGCAAUAUUCCCUUAUUUAUUAAACUCCAUACCGAUAUGUUUUAUUCUAAGCAAUUUGAUUUUUAUGGACAGCCUAUUAUAUUAACACGAGAAUGUCGACCAAAAUGGAACGACUCUGGUCUCUAUCCUCGCUUUUACUAUACUACACAAAAUUUAAUGCAUGGCUUGCCCAUCUUAGCUAGUGUUAUCAUUUAUAUUGCCAUCUUUCGAGAUGUCCAAUAUUUACGUAAUCGCCAUGGAUCAACAGCAAAUCAUCCAGCUUUACGUAGUCAUGAUUUGCAAACAUUGCGUAUUUUAGUUGGAAUCUUAGUCAUGACCAUCAUCUGUUGGUUACCUUAUACUGUCAUUACUACAGUUUUAAUGUUUACUAAACUAACUGGAAUACAAUUUAUAUUGCCGUUAGCAUUAUGUAAAUGGUUUGCCAUCUUUAAUACAUCACACAACCCAAUUAUUUGUAUAACAUCAUGCCAGUGUUAUCGUUUACGCUUUCUUUACCUUAUUGGCAGACGAGAUAGCUAUAUCAUCGAUCAAAUCAAUAUUAUGAAUCGUCGAAAAUCAGCCACUUCCAGUAUAUGA